AUGUCCCACAAGUCCCCAUCUGGCCACCAGAGCAACCAGGCAGAUGUCCUUACAGAAGAUCCCGAAAGUGACACCCAAGAUGAGACUUCAGACCCUUUGCCCAACACCUCCAGGCUAAGUGCCCAGGACCCUCCACCCAUUCUCCACCCUAGCCCAGUCAGCGUCCAAGAACCGCCAUCCGUGACCCACUCCCGCCGGGUCAGCAUCCAAGAACCGCCACCCGUGACCCACUCUCGCCGGGUCAGCACCCAAGAGCCGCCACCCUUGACCCACUCUCGCCGGGUCAGCAUCCAAGAACCGCCGCCCAUUCUCCACACGCGCCGGGUCAGCAUCCAGGAACACCCGCCCACUGUCCACACUCGCCGGGUCAGCAUCCAAGAACCGCCACCCAUUCUCCACACGCGCCGGGUCAGCAUCCAGGAACACCCACCCACUGUCCACACGCGCCGGGUCAGCAUCCAGGAACACCCGCCUGUUAUCCAAGAGACACUGCCCGUCAUCCACACUCGCCGGGUCAGCAUCCAAGAACCUUCACCCAUCCUGCGCACCCGCCGGGCCAGCGUCCAAGAGCCUUCGUCCAUCUUGCGCACCCGCCGGGCCAGCGUCCAAGAACCUUCGUCCAUCUUGCGCACUCGCCGGGCCAGCGUCCAAGAGCCAUCGCCCAUUGACGAGAGUCUCUGGGGCAGUAUCCGAGAGGCACCAUCCCUUGGUAACAUUAGCCAAAGGAGUAUCCAGGAGACACCAUCCACGGUUAACAUUAGCCAAAUGAGUAUCCAAGAGACACCAUCCGUGAGCAGCGUUCACCAAGCCGGCCCCCAAGACACAGCGCCAGUGACCCCUCUCAACACCCUGACCGUUCCGCCAAGUGGCCAAACGAGUUUCCAAAUUCGUAGAUUCAGUAUCCCCAGGCCUUCGCCGGUGCCCCACAUCCCCCUGGCCUGUAUAGAAUCAGUUGCCUACACCAGUCAAACCAGUUUGGAAGACACCUUGACAAGCACCCAGAGUCAAAGUUUAAGGGUUCCAGGCAUCAAGUUCCCAAACCGGGCCAGUGUGGACGUCCCCCCUUCAAUUACCGAGAGCCCCGAGGCCAGCAUGGAAAGCAUGGAACAAAUUCUCUGGACCUCCCAGGAGGACUUCAAAGAAUCUUUGUACAACCUCCAAUUAAGCAAAAAUACUCCAGAUAGCGAUGUCCAAAGCACCCCGCUACACAGCUCCACGGACACCAGCUCUUCCAGGUUUCAUUUCCUACAUGAACUACGUGAAUUUCUGGUUCAUCCUGGCACCCCAGGCCAUCUGGACUUAGGACAUGGGAAUGGCCCUCCUUCCUUCCUGCUCCCACAGCUCCCUGCCACGGGGCUGACGACCCUGCUCUCUGGCCCUCACACCCGCCAGGACUCUUGUCCCUUUUCAGUUCCUUCUGAGUCUCCCCCACUCAAAUUACUAAUCGGCAUUUUUAAAUCUGUACUUUGGCCCAGAAUAUGCUUUUGGCUUAGUACCUUGUCAGUGUUCUGUGGAACUGUCAUCCCUCCUGAGGUCGUCCCUUGGGCCCUGUGGGGUAGAAGGAUGGGACUUAAGGGUAGAAGUGAGGGGAGGGAAUCAUGACAAAGAGACUUGAGGCACAAGGCCAGCCAAGAAUUAGGCCAACAAGGAUAUUUUUUCCAUUGCUUUUCAGAGAGAGAAAGUGGAAGGGAGAUGGAGGAGAGAGAGAGAGAGAGAGAGACUUGUUGUUCCACUUAUUUAUGCAUUCAUUGCUUGCUGCUUGUAUGUGCCCUGACCAGGAAUUGAACCUGCAACCUUUCGGUGUACAGGACAAUGCUCCAAUCAACUGAGCUACCCGGCCAGGGGUCAAAUUUGUUUUUUUGUUUUGUUUUUGGUUUGUUUUUUUUAAACGCAGGCUGAUUUGUAACUAUGUGCCAGACACCGGAUCUAUAGCGGUGAUCAAAUUGGACACAAAUCCUUGUCUUUACGGAACUGACAUUUCAUCUGGGAGGCAAAAUAAUAGGACCACAAACAAAGAGUUGGGUGUGUUGGGGGAUCCGUGCUAUGAAGAGAAACAAAGGAGUGUAAGGGAGACCGGUCUGUUCUGUAAAGAGAAGGGGGGCUGGGGGGGCCUCUCUGCUAAGGUGACCCCUGAGCGGAAUCAUGGCUCAAGAGAGGAAGAGAGCAAA
Molecule: messenger RNA, 2168 nt
Organism: Myotis daubentonii (Daubenton's bat)
Lineage: Eukaryota; Metazoa; Chordata; Mammalia; Chiroptera; Vespertilionidae
Source: RefSeq, a predicted model, not a curated record